AUGCCAUCCCCUCCUGCAUGUGCCGAUGACCUCUUCCCCAACUUCACCACCCACACCCUACCCACCCCCCACGGCACCACAAUCUUCGCCCGCGUCAGCCCCGACAAAUCCAAACCGCCCCUCCUGCUUCUCCACGGCUUCCCUCAAACCCACGCAGAAUGGCACAAGCUCGCGCCCCUCCUAACACCCCACUUCACACUCAUCCUUCUCGACCUGCGCGGAUACGGCGCGUCCUCAAUCCCACAAAGCUCAAACGGCUCAGCCUACACCAAGCGCCUAAUGGGCCAAGACUGCCUCUCCGUAAUGGAGCAGCUGGGAUACAGCAGCAGCAACAACAGUACCAAGAAGUUCUCGAUUAUCGGCCACGACCGCGGCGCACGGGUCGCGUACCGUCUCGCCUUCGAUGCCCCUGAACGCUUGGAAAAAGUCGUGGUGAUCGACGUCGUACCCACGGCCUCAAUGUUCGCGCGGUUCGGGGAUCCGGCUGCCGCACUGAAGGCGUACCACUGGCUUUUCCUCGCGCAGCCGGCGCCGUUUCCGGAGAAUAUGAUUGGGAAGGAUGAUGGGGGGGGAUUAUUCCUUGAGCAGGCGCUGAGUAGUUGGACGGGGGCUGGGACGUUGGAGUGUUUUGAUGGGGCCGCGAUGGAGAGGUAUAGAGAGGCGUACUGCGUUGAGGAGCGCAUCCAUGCGACGUGUGAGGAUUACCGCGCCGGUGUGCAUUAUGAUCGUGUGUAUGAUGAGGAGGAUUUGGAGGGUGGGAGGAAGAUUACUGUUCCGGUUUUGGCGGUUUGGGGGGAGGAGGGCGGGUUUACGGGGCCGAGGAAGAGUGAGGUUGAGAAGGAGAGGGAGAAGAAGGAGGGGAAGCAGGAGCAGGGGCCGCUGGAGAUCUGGCGGAGGUAUUGUGUUGAUGUGAGGGGGAAGGGGUUUGAUUGUGGGCAUUUUAUUCCGGAGGAGGAGCCGGAGGCGUUGGCGGAUGAGAUUUUGCGGUUUUGCUGUGAUGAUAAAGCAGGACUUCCCAUAACCUCGGGGCCGGGGUAG
This is a messenger RNA of Aspergillus mulundensis, 1038 nucleotides long. Its product is annotated as alpha/beta fold hydrolase. Bases 1 to 1038 code for a protein of 345 amino acids. Gene Ontology annotation, molecular function: catalytic activity. Lineage: Eukaryota; Fungi; Ascomycota; Eurotiomycetes; Eurotiales; Aspergillaceae. The transcript has a single exon. The record is from RefSeq and is a predicted model, not a curated record.